AAAAAGUAUGGAUCUGUUGCACAAAGGAUGGUUUACUGAGUUUUCGCCGGAUGACCUGGAGCGAAUGAAGCAGGGUGGUUCAGGCGACUCGAAACAAUUGAAAUCCGACGGAGUAGCAAUGGGAGGUGCUUGGCCCGGUCAGGCUUUCUCUCUCAAGGUCAAGGAGGUGUUGUUCCACGAGAAGAGCGAUUACCAAGAUGUUCUUGUAUUCAAAAGCGAAACCUACGGUAACGUUCUUGUACUGGAUGGAAUCAUUCAAGUAACGGAACGCGACGAAUUCUCCUAUCAAGAAAUGCUCGCUCAUCUGCCUAUGUUUGCUCAUCCUAAUCCAAAAAAGGUGCUUAUCAUUGGAGGAGGAGACGGUGGUAUACUCCGAGAAGUCUUGAAACAUCCAGAAGUUGAACAUGUGACGAUGUGCGAAAUCGACAAAAUGGUCAUUGAUGUCUCAAAAAAAUUUUUGCCGCAAAUGUCCUGCUGUUUCUCCGAUCCCAAGUUGAAUCUGUUCUGUGGUGACGGAUUUGAAUUCUUGAAGAACCAUAAGAAUGAGUUUGAUGUUAUAAUCACCGACUCUUCUGAUCCGGUGGGACCAGCGGAAAGUCUGUUUGGUCAAUCCUACUAUGAGCUGCUUCGAGAUUCGCUGAAUGAAAAUGGUGUGCUUUCAUCUCAGGGUGAAUGUGCAUGGCUUCAUCUCGGUUUGAUUGCUCACAUGGUCCGCUUCAAUCGUACUUUAUUCCCUAACGUAAAGUACGCUCAAGCGGCAGUUUCCACCUAUCCUUCGGGCACAAUGGGCUACCUCAUCUGUUCAAAAUCGAAUAUUGAUGUCACUAAACCAUCACGGGUUCUCACAGAAGAUGAUGUAAAGAAGAUGAAAUUACGGUUUUACAAUUCCGAAGUACAUUCCGCUGCCUUCGUUUUACCACAGUUCAUUAAAGAGGAACUCGAAAAGAAGUGAGGCUUUGUUUAAUGUAGAUUUUGUUUUUUACAAUAAUUUUCUUAUAUUAAUAAUG
Messenger RNA from Cylicocyclus nassatus, 1007 nucleotides. Lineage: Eukaryota; Metazoa; Nematoda; Chromadorea; Rhabditida; Strongylidae. The record is from the annotation of a GenBank genome assembly.